Molecule: messenger RNA, 2391 nt
Organism: Yamadazyma jaroonii
Lineage: Eukaryota; Fungi; Ascomycota; Pichiomycetes; Serinales; Debaryomycetaceae
Source: the annotation of a GenBank genome assembly
AUGUCAUGGUUUGGUAAUUCUGUUAAUACUCAAGAAUUGGAUUCUAAGAUUGAAGAAGCAACUUCUGAAUCAAUUCCUAAUGGAGAAAUUGAUAUCGCUGUUGCUUUUGAAAUCACAGAUCUUAUCAGAAGUAAAAAAAUCCCUUCAAAAAAUUGUAUGAGAUGUUUAAAGAAACGAUUAAUAGCCGUUCAAAAUAAUCCCAAUUUAUGUUUAUCGAUCUUAAAGUUGAUAGAAGUUUGUGUUAAGAAUGGUGGGUAUCAUUUCUUAGCAGAAAUUUCUUCAAAGGAGUUCAUGGACUAUUUGGUAGAAUCUGUAUUUAAAAGAAUUUAUAAUAUCAAGGAUUAUAACGUAAUCAAUAGUGAAGCCAAAUUAUACGUAGGUAAUUUUAUUUUACAGUUAAUUAGAAAUUGGGCUUACUUCUUCAAAAAUCAACCAGGAUUAAAUUAUGUGGAAAGAUGUUAUGAAGAGUUAAAACAUGAAUAUAAAUUCCCUGAUCUGGGUCCAAGUGAGAGUAAUAAUGAAGUAUUUAUUGAUACAGAAACACCCGCUGAUUGGGUUGAUAAUGAUGAAUGUAUGAUUUGCUACAGACCUUUCUCCAUGAUCAACAGGAAACAUCAUUGUAGAUCAUGUGGAGGAGUUUUCGAUCAAGAACAUUCAUCUAAAUCUUUACCUUUACCAAGUUUAGGGAUAAUGGAAUCAGUUAGAGUAUGUGAUAACUGUUAUUCUAAAGUGAAGAAGGAACCGAGAAUGGAAGCAAGAAACCAACCUUCCAGUAAUGAAAAUGAUGAUGACGAUUUAAAGAAAGCUAUAGAAUUAAGUUUAAGAGAUUCCGGUCCACCUGUUCAACCUCCUCCAGUACAACCUCCUCCAACCACUCAACCAUCAGAAGGUGAUGAAGAUGAAGAAAUGAAAGCCGCUAUUGCUGCUUCUUUGAAGGAAUUUGAAAAUCAAGAACGUUUAUAUAAAGCUCAAGGCCAAACUCAACCCAUACAACCAGCUCAAACACAACCUCAACCUGAUCAUGACGAAUUUUAUGGUAACAUUUUACCUACUUCCAAUUUCCAAUCAACUCCGAGUUUCCAAUCACCAGGAUUCCAAUCACCAGGAUUCCAAUCUCCAAAUUAUCAAUCGCCAAGUUUCCAACAACCAACCCCUUAUGGACAACCUCAACAAGCUUCAGGUUCAAUGACUCCUGUCCAACAUAUACAAAGUCACCAGACCCAGAAUCAAGACUUGUCUCCUCAAGAAGAAGAAUCUAUCAAUUUAUACAUCACAUUAAUCAACCAAUUGAGAAAUGAUCCUUCUAAACAAUCUGCAGUUUUAAGUGACAACAACUUGAAUGAAUUACAUAUAAAAGUUUUGAAAUUAAAACCCAAAUUGAAUAAAUCCUUGAGGAUAUCUAUUGAAAACUAUGAAAGCUUUGUUCUGUUGAAUUCUAAAGUUUCGACCAUAAUGAGAUUGUACGACCAAUUCUUGGAGAAUAAAUUAUCAGAUGCUUAUAAUCAUAACAUGGGCUUCCAGAACUAUCAAUAUACCGGCCAACAAUUCUCAGGUCAACAGUUCACUGGAAAAAGAAACGAAGCGCAACCUUCUGGGUCAGCGCAAUACAGCCAGGGUAUCCAAUAUACUGGCAUGGGGCAAUACGGUCAAACGGAAUCAUUUAGCGGGUCUGGACCUCAAUAUACUGGUCAGAGCCAAAACGGAUUUACCGCUAGAGAUUCAGGGCCUCAAUUUACUGGGGAAGAACCUUAUAGUACAACGCAACCUCAAUAUACUGGGCAACCAACACAAGGUUAUGCAUCUGAGCCUCAAUAUGAGCAAAGUGAACCUCAAUAUGACGCUUAUAAGUCAGAGUAUGAACAAAAAGAGCAAUACCAGUCUGAACCCCAGUAUCCAGAACCACAAUAUGGGGAACCACAAUAUGGGUCACAAUAUGAUUCUAAGAACCAAUACGAAUCAGAACCUCAGUACGAGUCAGAAUCUCAAUAUGGCACCCAGAAUUAUCAAUCACAACCACAAGAAUCUGAACCUCAAUAUGGAAGUGAACCCCAAUACGAAUCUGAACCUCAGUAUGGAUCAGAACCACAAUCUCCACAAAAACAGUCCGAACCACAACAAUACGAUUACCAAUACCCUCAACCCACCAAGUCUAAUGGAUCACAAAAAUACCAGUAUCCUUCAGAACCAAAACCCACUACCCCAGUUUUCCCUUCGGUCCCCUCCGAACUCUCCAAUAUAUCCCAAUAUCCCCCAGUUGAAAAACUCGGUGGUAAAGAAGGGUUCAGUAACCAAAAUACUGGGGAUGAUGAAUUGGAGUCUACCAAGUUGAAAUACCCCCCCGUGGAUGAAGUUGAAACCAGAAUUGCUGAAGAACCCUUGAUUGAAUUAUAG